This is a messenger RNA of Haliaeetus leucocephalus (bald eagle), 3634 nucleotides long. It is a transcript of the gene GRIP1, whose product is annotated as glutamate receptor interacting protein 1. Lineage: Eukaryota; Metazoa; Chordata; Aves; Accipitriformes; Accipitridae. The transcript has 24 exons. The record is from RefSeq and is a predicted model, not a curated record. Gene Ontology annotation, biological process: neurotransmitter receptor transport, endosome to postsynaptic membrane. Gene Ontology annotation, molecular function: nuclear glucocorticoid receptor binding. The coding region runs from base 1 to 3462 and encodes 1153 amino acids.
AUGGAGCGCUUCUUGGGCUUCGUCAAGCAGAUAAGGAGAUCGAGAAGAAGAAAAGGCAAAAAGUACCGGCCGGAGGAGGAUUACCACGAGGGCUACGAGGACGUCUACUAUUAUGCCUCAGAGCAUUUUCGAAAUGAGAGUCCUUACACAAAGUCUGCAAACCAGGCAAAGGCACCUGAUGGAGCACUGUCUGUGAGGAGACAGAGUAUUCCAGAGGAGUUCAAGGGCUCAACAAUAGUUGAAUUAAUGAAAAAAGAAGGCACCACCCUAGGGCUUACAGUAUCGGGUGGAAUCGACAAGGAUGGGAAACCAAGAGUAUCUAACCUUCGUCAAGGAGGAAUCGCUGCUAGGAGUGACCAGCUGGAUGUAGGGGACUACAUCAAAUCUGUGAAUGGAAUCAACCUGACCAAAUUUCGCCAUGAUGAAAUCAUCAGCCUGCUCAAGAACGUUGGCGAGAGGGUUGUUUUAGAAGUGGAGUAUGAGCUGCCUCCAGUCUCUGUACAAGGAUCAGGUCUCAUCUUUAGAACAGUGGAAGUUACUUUACAUAAAGAGGGGAACACUUUCGGAUUUGUAAUAAGAGGUGGAGCACACGAUGACAGAAAUAAAUCUCGUCCUGUUGUAAUAACAUGUGUUAGACCUGGAGGGCCUGCUGACAGAGAGGGCACAAUCAAACCCGGAGACAGGCUGCUGAGUGUUGAUGGGAUCCGACUGCUCGGAACGACACAUGCUGAAGCCAUGAGUAUUCUCAAACAAUGCGGACAGGAGGCGACUCUGCUGGUGGAAUAUGAUGUCUCAGUGAUGGAUUCCGUAGCAACAGCGUCUGGGCCGCUGCUAGUUGAAGUUGCCAAAACUCCUGGUGCUGCUCUUGGGGUUGCACUAACUACCUCGAUGUGCUGCAACAAACAGGUCAUUGUCAUAGACAAAAUCAAAUCUGCGAGUAUUGCAGACAGAUGUGGUGCAUUACAUGUAGGAGACCAUAUUCUGUCCAUUGACGGCACCAGCAUGGAGUACUGUACGCUUGCAGAAGCAACGCAAUUUUUGGCUAAUGCAGCGGAUAAUGUCAAACUUGAGAUCCUUCCUCACCACCAGACACGGCUAGCACUGAAAGGCCCGGAGCACGCAGCUUUGGUGUCUUCAUCCUUCUCUCCUACCUCCAUGAGUGCAUACAGCCUGAGUUCCCUGAACAUGGGGACCUUACCUCGCAGCCUCUACUCCACCAGCCCGCGUGGGACAAUGAUGAGGCGGAGGAUGAAAAAGAAGGACUUCAAAAGCUCCUUGUCCUUAGCCUCUAGCACUGUUGGUUUGGCUGGGCAGGUCGUCCACACAGAAACCACAGAAGUAGUGCUGACAGCUGACCCCAUAGUAGGGUUUGGGAUACAGCUCCAGGGUAGCGUGUUUGCUACUGAGACCUUGUCUUCUCCACCUCUCAUUUCCUAUAUUGAGUCUGACAGUCCGGCGGAAAGGUGUGGGGUGCUGCAAAUAGGAGACAGAAUAGUGUCAAUAAACGGUGUCCCGACGGAAGACAGCACAUUUGAUGAGGCCAAUCAACUGCUCAGAGACUCCUCUAUCACCAACAAGGUCACUUUGGAAAUAGAAUUUGAUGUUGCAGAAUCAGUUAUACCAAGCAGUGGAACAUUUCAUGUAAAACUACCAAAGAAGCAUAAUGUGGAACUUGGCAUCACCAUAAGUUCUCCAUCCAGUAGAAAACCAGGGGACCCUCUGGUUAUUUCUGAUAUCAAGAAAGGAAGUGUUGCUCACAGAACUGGGACACUCGAACUGGGUGAUAAAUUGCUUGCAAUAGAUAACAUUCGACUUGACAAUUGCUCAAUGGAAGAUGCUGUCCAGAUCCUUCAGCACUGUGAGGACCUUGUAAAGUUAAAGAUCCGCAAAGAUGAAGAUAAUUCCGAUGAACAAGAGAGCUCUGGAGCAAUUAUUUAUACUGUUGAGCUCAAGCGCUAUGGUGGGCCUCUUGGAAUUACAAUCUCUGGUACUGAGGAGCCUUUUGAUCCCAUAAUCAUUUCCAGCCUUACAAAAGGAGGAUUAGCUGAAAGGACUGGGGCAAUUCACAUAGGAGACAGAAUCCUAGCAAUAAACAGUAGCAGUCUGAAAGGAAAACCUUUGAGUGAAGCCAUUCAUUUAUUACAGAUGGCAGGAGAAACUGUCACCUUGAAAAUCAAGAAGCAGACAGAUGCUACCAGUCCCAAGAAAUUUUCUGUCCCUGUGGGUCACAUAAGUGAACUGAGUGAUGCUGAAGAUGAAACCUCUGCUGCACAGAAAUCUGGCAAACUCUCAGACAUCUAUUCCACUACAGUCCCAAGUGUUGACAGUGCGGUAGAGUCAUGGGAUGGCUCUGGUAUUGAUACCGGCUUUGGAAAUCAAGGACACACCUAUCAGGCUUCGGGAUACAACUUCAAUACCUAUGAAUGGAGGAGUCCCAAACAGACUAGUUUGUCCCCUCCAAGCAAACCACGAAACCACCCAUUUCACGAUACAGGGCUGAGCGAAGACGAAUGGGACCGACCUCCACCAAGCAGCACAGCUUCCAAGAAUAUGUGGCAACAGAAGGAGACUGAGACAUUGGGAGAGAACCGAGAAAACCAGUUAAAGCAAACUUCUGUAGAAAGAGCAGGGGGAGACAUCAGGAGCAUGAAGAAAGAGGGCAAGAUGUGGAAGGGUGCCUCUGGUGGGCAAAGGAAAGGUGGGGGAGAGCUGGAAGAGUGGAACACUUCCAGCUUCACAGGUACCCAUGAUAACACCGAGGCUGACCAGGAGGAAAAUUUCUGGUCUCAGGCUCUGGAGGAUUUAGAGACCUGUGGCCAGUCAGGAAUUCUGAGGGAACUAGAGGCCACAAUUAUGUCAGGAAGUACAAUGAGUUUGAAUCAUGAAAACCCACAACCUCGUAAUCAGCUGGGAAGACAAGCCAGCUUCCAGGAAAGAAGUACUGUACGGCCACAUUACAGUCAAGCUACUCGUAGUAACACAUUGCCAUCGGAUGUGGGGAGAAAGUCCAUGGUUCUGAGAAAAAUUAAGCAAGAAAUGAAAGAAAUCAUGUCACCAACUCCUGUGGAGUUACACAAGGUAACUUUGUACAAGGACUCUGAUGGAGAAGACUUUGGGUUCAGUGUCUCAGAUGGCUUAUUGGAAAAAGGAGUGUAUGUUAAAAACAUUCGACCAGCUGGCCCUGGCGAUCUGGGAGGUUUAAAACCAUACGACAGACUUCUACAGGUAAACCACGUUCGCACCAGAGACUUUGACUGCUGUCUAGUUGUGCCCCUCAUCGCAGAAUCUGGCAAUAAGCUGGAACUGGUGAUUAGCAGAAACCCACUGGCAUCUCAGAAAGGAAGCUCAGAACAACAGACUUCAGCGAGUGGGGAGUGGAGCGAUCAGAACAAUGCCUUCCUUCAAAAGAGUGGACACGCUAGUGUCAAUGCAGAAACGCGGGAUCCUACAAAUACAUUAUAGCAGAAAAUCAUUUUAGUGGGACAUUUGGUAACGAAAGACAAUUAUGGUGCUAAAUCCCUCUAAGAUUUCUCUGAGAUUGAGGCUCAGAUGCUAUAUAGCACUGAAAAGCACAGGAGGUCAGUCUGUCUGUCUCAAGGCUUAUAUUAAUUCUUGGUUACUUUUGAAAAAGUUU